CCUGAACUGUCGCUACGCAUAAUACACCGUAGCGUUUACUAAUUUAAAAUUUGCUAAUUAACUUACAAAACACAAAAUUUAAAUAUUUCAAAUUAACUGUCAAUUUAUUAAUCAAGAAAACUCGCACAAUUUUUAGUACAACUUAUUGCAACGCAAAAUGUGGCAACACAGUGCUUUCGUCUGCUGUCAAAUUGCUUUACUUUGACGAUUGUGUUGACAGGACGCAAGGGACUCGCUGUCGCAUUCAAAGGCAGUAGUUGUCGCCUUCCAAAUCAGAGGACAAAUAUAAUUUUAUCUACAACGGACGAGUGAAGUGGUUUUAUUUUUAAUGCGGGGAAGCCGAAGAUUUCAAUUCCAAUAAUUAACUUGAGUUUGUGAAGAGAAAAGUCUCUUGCAUUAUUGUUUGUGUACGUCUAGUAGCGUACUUUGUGUCAAAAAGUCACCGUCCUUGAUUGCAAGUGCAAAUAAAUAUCAGAAGCUAAUAAGUUGCAGGCAGCAGUGUCGGAAUUGGCCGCCGUCGUGGUCAUAGUAGUUGUUUUUCAAAAUUUCAUUGAAGCACACCCAUAUAACACCAUAACAAAUAUAUAUGGAAUUGUAGAAUAUUUAAACAAAAUCACAAAAACAAACAAGAGUUGAGCAACAAUUGUGAGCAUCCAUCUAUGUGAGUGUGGAACACUACAUUCAAAUUAUUAUUAAUUAAAUGAAUUGUGCAAAUGUAUUAUGUGUGAUCGCGAGCAAAUAUUGUUAUUGCUAUAGAAAAAUAGCCAUAAUUGUUUACGUGAUGGUUUGUUGAAAGAGUGUAGACAAGACCGUGCAAUAAUUCCAUAGUGUAUCACCGCGUGUAUAUUUCUGCGCCCAUACAUGCAUAUAUAUAUAUGUGUGUGUAAAUGCAUAUGUGCUCAUAUGGCUGUCAAUGCUGGCGGGCUUAAAAAGCAAAUAAGAUUUGUAUCACUUUUCGUUGUUCAGUAAAAGAAUUUAAAGUGUUUCUCCAUAUACAUCCAUAUACAUUCAUAUGUAUAUAUAAAAUAUAUAAGCCAAAACGCACAACUGUAAACAAAUAUCGAGCAUAUCUCCCAAUAAUAAAAACAAUUUUAAAAUACAGUUAACAUAUUAUCAGUACUACUUCACAAAGUGGUGGGAAGUAAGAUAGUAAAACAAAUAACAAUAACAAAAACAACAGUCGAUUUCAACUGCAUUACAAUACAACAGCAACAUGGCUUUGCCAAGUAACAAAAGCGGUACCGGUAGUGGUGGUGGUAGUGGCGGUGUUUUGGGAGCCACUGGCGGCGGUAGUGCUGGUAGUGGUGGUGUCGGAAAUAAUGAUUUGUGGCGCGAGUGUGUUGCAUGGUUAACGCGUUGCAAAAUUAUUCCACCCGAUCACAAAGCCAAUUGGCCAGAUUCAGAAAUACGCGUCCUUGCCUUGACGCUACGCGAUGGUGUCUUACUUUGCAAUUUGGUCAUUUAUUUGGAUGCCAACAGUAUGGAUCCACGCGAUUUCAAUCGCAAGCCACAAAUGGCACAGUUCUUGUGCUGUAAAAAUAUCAAACUUUUUCUGGAUGUUUGCCGCAACCAUUUCGGACUGCGCGAAUCGGAUCUUUUCGAGCCCACAAUGCUGUAUGAUUUAACGAAUUUCCAUCGUGUGCUGAUAACACUUUCCAAAUUAUCGCAAUGUCGUAAAGUACAACAACUGCAUCCGGAUUUAAUUGGUUUCAAUAUCCAGCUUUCACCCAGCGAACGCUCCCACUCCGAUGAGGCCAUUUACAAGGAUUUACAUUCAACCGAUGAAUCGCGUAAGAAUGGAGCAAUUGAUGGCCAAGCUGAGAAUUGUGAUGUCGUCUCGAUUAGUGGCUCGCUCUCGGUUGAGGAUGAGAACAGCGACAUAACAAUUGAGAAUGGCAACGAAGACACCGAAGAAUAUGAAGACGAAUUUACUACCAAUCUGCUGGAAUCCAUUGAUGAUGAACAAAAAUCCACGUACAGUGGCAGUUCAUGUAGUACGGCUGUGACAGCUCGUAUUUAUGCGUCGACGUCGCAUACUCGCAGCGCUACUGUGGGUAAUUUGAGUGGCAUUAAUAGUAUUCGCACUUCCGUUGGCGGACGUAGCAGCAUCGGCAGCACCAACUCUGUCACAGACAGUUUGGGUGCCAUGAGUGCGUCAUCAAAUUCGAGUGACAACCAAAGCUUACAGCGUUUAGCUGCAACAGCAUGGAAUUAUCAGGCGGCUGCCCGAGAAGUGGGUGGCCACGAGUAUCUCAAUGAUAUUUACUUUGAAGAGGAUGAAAAAGUUUACGAGGACUUAUGCUACGUCACGUUCUCAUCGAAGGCAACUGAGGUUACCACCGACAACAAUGCAUGUCACAACGAUCAUAUAAACACCAAAGAAGAGGAAGUCUAUCAAGAUUUGUGUGCUUUACAAAGAACCAGUAGAAGUCAGAUCACCUCAGCGACCAGUUUCGAGCAACGUGAUUAUGUCAUACGCGAACUGAUCGACACAGAGUCGAAUUAUCUCGAUGUCUUAAAUGCCUUAAAGACAAAAUUCAUGGCGCCACUCGAACGUUACCUGAAUCCGGAGGAAAUUAAACUAAUAUUUCCGCGUAUACGCGAACUCGCUGAUAUCCACACAAGGUUUCUGGAAAAACUGCGUGAAUCUCUCUCACCCAAUGCCAAAGUGAAAAUGAGUCAAGUAUUUUUGGAGUUCCGUGAGCCAUUCCUACUCUACGGCGAAUACUGUUCCUGUCUGUUGGGUGCCAUUGAUGUGCUGGCCGAUGUUUGCAAGAAGAAUCAGAUUAUUGAGCAACUUGUGCAGCAAUGCGAGCGUGAAUACAAUGUGGGCAAAUUGCAAUUGCGUGAUAUUUUAUCGGUACCCAUGCAGCGAAUUCUCAAAUACCAUUUACUAUUAGAUAAACUAGUCAAAGAAACCUCACCGGUGCACGAGGAUUACCGCGCAUUAGAGCGUGCCAAAGAAGCAAUGAUCGACGUAUCUCAGUACAUCAACGAAGUAAAACGUGAUUCUGAUCACUUAGUGAUCAUACAGAAAGUGAAAGACAGCAUAAUCGAUUUGCAUUUGCUGCCUAACGGUACCAAUGAUCUCCUGCAAUACGGUCGUCUCCUCUUGGACGGUGAAUUGCACAUAAAAGCGCACGAGGAUCAGAAAACAAAAUUACGUUACGCAUUCGUUUUCGAUAAAAUACUAAUCUUGGUGAAGCCGUUGCAUACGAAAAUGGGUGAUAUGCAGUAUACAUACCGUGAUUCGCAUUACCUCUCCGAAUAUCGGGUAGAACAGAGUCACACGCGGCGUACAUUGGGUCGGGAUACACGUUUCAAGUGCCAACUGUUGUUGGCGCGCAAGUCGGGCAAGACUGCUUUCACGCUCUACUUGAAAUCGGAGCCGGAGCGAGAUAAAUGGCGCAAGGCGCUCACUGAGGCAAUGGAAAACUUGGAUCCACCUGGCUGCCGCAAUACAGAUCACAAAAUGGAAAUUUACACUUUUGAUGCGCCUACGACAUGCAGGCACUGUUCGAAAUUCCUGAAAGGACGUAUACAUCAGGGCUACCGCUGUAAGGUUUGUGAAAUUGCCGUACAUAAAGGCUGCAUAUCGUCUACGGGUCGUUGCAAACAGAAUCCCCUAAGCAUACCGCCGCCUGUUUGUGAUCGGCUGCUGUCAGAGUUCAAUUGGUUUGUCGGCACAAUGGAUCGCGAUACAGCCGCUAUACGUUUAGAAAAUCGUCGUGUUGGCACAUAUUUAUUGCGUGUGCGGCCUCAAGGUGCAUCCAAUCCUCAUGAGACUAUGUAUGCGCUGAGUUUGAAAACCGAAGAUAAAGUUAUUAAACACAUGAAAAUCAAUCAGGAACCCGAUGGCGAUACAGUGCUCUACUGUUUGUCGUCCCGCCGCCAUUUCAAAAAUAUUGUCGAACUGGUUUCGUACUAUGAACGCAACGAUUUGGGUGAAAAUUUUGCGGGUUUAAAUCAAUCGCUGCAGUGGCCCUUCCGCGAAGUGAUAGCCACGGCUAUUUAUGAUUUUGAACCGAAGGGCAGCAAUCAAUUACAUCUUAAGACAGGCGGACAAGUGCUAGUUAUUGGCAAAGAUGGCGACAGCAAAGGUUGGUGGCGUGGUAAAAUUGGCGAUACGGUCGGCUAUUUUCCCAAGGAGUACGUGCAGGAGCAUCCACCGAUGAGCGAUGAACUUUGAUAUUACAAUUAUGUAAUUUAUGUUGCGCAACCAAGGGACCAACAUGCAAUUGCAUCGGAUAACACAAGUUUGGCGGGUGACAACUGCGUACCCACCACUAGCAGAGUGAUAGCGCCCAGAGGUGAGCAGUAGUCGCUCAAACCUCGCGCUGUUUAAAAAACAAAAAACACUUUAGAAAAACGGGAAGAGAACAAUAAUUGUUGGUUGUUAACGGUUUGUUGCGGCAACUAGCUGCACGCUACGUAUACAUAAAUGCUUGUAGAAGUGCCAGUGUGCAUACAACAACACAUAAAAACGAUAACAAAUAAUAAUAUGUAAUAAUGUUAUUGAUUGUGCCAAUAGCUUUUUAUAUACAAUUUUAAUUACGUAUUUUAUAUUUACGUAAUCGUGUAUUUAUGUAGUUACUUAUACACACACAUAUAAAUGUAUGUAUAUUUUAAAACAAUCUUGUUAUAUCGUUUUUUAUACUAAAUUGCAUAAUUGUGUAGUUUUUAGGUAGUAAGUAUAUUUUAACUGAAUAUUUUAAAGUUUAAUGUGCGUGACUAUAUGUUUAACUGAAUAGCUUAUCUCACUUAGGUUUUUAUCAAAUUUUUAUAUAGUUUUAUACAAAACAUAAAUAUAAUACAAAAUUUAUGAUAAUAAAAUAAAAUAAAAUUAUUGACUAAAUAAAGAGGAGCUAGUUAUUCUUACAAAUAUGUAUGUAUGUAAGGCAUGCGCAUGAGGAAAAUAAGCUUUAAAAUGUUAUAUUACUUAGAGUUUACAAGUGUAUAAGCAACGAUAUACUAAAUAGUGAUAAAUAAAACAUAAAAAUAAUAAAAAAUGAUUGUGCGCGCGCAGCCGCAAACAGUAGUAGUGAAAACUCAAAUAUAAAUAUUUAUGUAUAACUGUAUAAUGCAUUUCCAGCAUAAUUUUGAAUUCGGUAUCUCAAUACUGCAAAAACAACUGUGCACAAUAUAUUAACAUGAAUAUUACAAAUUUGUAAUUAAAUGUGCACACUAAACUAAAACUUUGAAGAUCUACAUAUUUACAAAUCUAAAUAUAUACAGCCAUAUACAAAUAUAUGAAAUAGCAGCAUACAACAAAAAAUAUUGAUUGGUAUCGCACAUAAAUACAUACAUAUUGGUAUACACAUUAAACCGCCAAGUAAUUUUAUAUAUACAUACAUACAUCUAUAGGGCAUACAGCAUAUACAUGCAAGCAGACAUAACAACAAAUUUGAAAAAAAAACUACUUUUAUUGAAAAAUGACGCUGAUAAUUUAUUUGAAAGCGGGUUAACAGUAAAUGGUGAAGCGGGUGUGACAUUUUUUGAGUAACGUAGUUUAACGAUGUUCGAACGCGAGCACAUCUACACAUAUGUAUGUGUGAAUCCCGUAGUGUAUUAUUAGUAAACCGAGCCGGACCUAAGAGUGCAACUCUCAAAAUUUAGAAUGCAGGGAAAAUUAUUAAGCGAACCUGAAACGAAUAUCUACAUAUAUACAUACAUAUAUAAAUACGAAGUAUCAAAUAUAAAUUAGUCAUUUUAAAAUUGUAUAAUAAAAUACUGGAAACGUAAUAUGAAAUGCAUAAUACACAUACAUACAUGUAUUCAGCAUUGCCACUUAACGCUUAUUUUUUUGUAUGAAAGUUAGUAGCACAUACAUACAUCUUUUUAAAUAAAUUUAAUUUUCUUACGCAUAUCUAUUUCUAGUCAAUAUUUUUUUAAAAUUUUUUUCUUGUAAAUUUUCUACAAUUUGUUUGCAUGCAAAUUAAUUUUGAUAUAAAAUUACAUUGUGUUUUAAAUUCUGCUAGCCCUAUUGUAUAUAUAUUAGUCUCUUCCCGUCAUGAAAUUGCUUUUUGUUGAUCUUAUCAGACUUUUUAACUUGGCAAAUUCUACAGUUAUCAGCUAUGAUAAUUAAAUUAACAUUUAAAUUAUCAUAAUAACUUUUGUACUCUGUAAACCCGCAAAUCUUAAUUAAAAAUAAUUUUCGAAUUUCAAAUCCCGAAUUCAAAUUUAAAAAAAAGAAAAGGUUUUUAGCAUUUUUUCGGGCUUGCGUAUUGGGUGCUCUAUCAUUUUGAACUAGAGCUCGCACAGAGCAUCAAACUCAAUUCUCUAGAGUAGUGGUCGGCAAACUUAGAAACUGUUGCAAACGAUUAAUAUUUUAUUAAUUUUUAAUUUUGAAUUCGGGUUUAAAUAUUUAAUUUUCAAUUGUAAUCCUAACAUUUUUGAUUAAAAAUUAAAAAUUUCAAAAUCGGAAUUAAAAAUAGAAAAUCUAAUUUUAAAUCCAAAAAUGUAUAAAAAACUGUCAAAAAAAGCCACAAGCGUAAAUAAUGCUAUAGGUCCAAUUAUCAUUUUUUUCUGGGUUUGUAGCUCGAUCUGAACUUUCAGCGCUUAUAAUGUCUGUAAUAUAAGUUUUUCCAAAAAUUUACACUACUGAAAUAGAACAAAUUAGAUCUAUACCCAUAUCAGUGUCUAAAUGGCGAGUAGAAUUUUGCUUAUAAUGUAUAGAAUUUUGGUAGUCCAUAUGUAGCAUUGACUACUUUAAAGAAAUUCUUAUUGUGCGCUGCGUAUUUGUACAUUUUUGAAUAUUCUGCUUUUUGAAGUCAAUUAUCAGCAUUAACAUUUCCUUUUUUAUAAAAGAAUUUGUACUGAGCAAAACUUGCAAACUUCCAAUUAAAAACGAAAUAUGAGCAGUCAUAUAUGAAUUUAUGUGUGAUAGAGCUCUCAACCCAAUAGAAAUACUUAUCAUAUGAAAAUUAUAUAAAAAUUAAAUGAUUGGCAUUUCUACAAAUUUUUGUAGAGAUUUGUAUAAAAACGUAAGAAAGAAUUCUUAUUUUCCAGAAAAUUAUAGUAAAUGGCUGCCAAAAACAGUUCUAUAAUUUUGAAAAAUUCUGCUAGGGCUUGGAUUGAACAAUUUGUCGUUGCUGUUGCCCAAACUCGGGGGCAUAUGAACAAAUAAGCGACUAUUAGCAAUGGGUAGACUACCAUCUUAUAACUUUUGAAGCGCCUUUUGACUAAGAGUGCGCUGUUAAAUUUUUUUAAAUGCCCACGAUUAGUCAAAAGUAGAAGGAGAAAGUCGAUAACCGAUUACUUUUGUAAUAUUUUGUCGGUUCGGCUUUAUUUCUGCACUACCCAAUAUUCGUGCGGUAGUAUUUAGUGCUUUAAAGUGAUUGAGGUGACAAAUUUCAAAAUUAAAAAAAAAGUACACACAAGACAUCCAAUUCCACACUGUUGACGCAAAAUUCAAGUCCAGAAAGCUGUAAAGGAUUCAUGCCGCAUAAUGUUCAUCUGAAAUUAAGAUUUUUGAAAUUUUAUAUAUUUUUACUUUUUGUUUAUUAAUUAGAACUGUGACAGCCUAAAAAAUGCGAAUUUUGGGAACUAAAAAAACUCGACUCGAAAAAAAGUUGAGUUUUACCCAAUUGAUAGGUCAUUGUAUGGAGAGUUAUGUAUAGUCAAUACAGAAAAAACUUGAUAAUGAUUGCACUGAGCAGCUACACUAGACUGCUUUUUUUUUUUGAACUAUUUUUUUUUUCGAUCCCAUGGUGAAAUUUUGUUGGA
Molecule: messenger RNA, 7725 nt
Organism: Bactrocera oleae (olive fruit fly)
Lineage: Eukaryota; Metazoa; Arthropoda; Insecta; Diptera; Tephritidae
Gene: Vav
Product: Vav guanine nucleotide exchange factor
Biological process (GO): cell migration; regulation of GTPase activity
Cellular component (GO): cytoplasm
Molecular function (GO): protein binding; guanyl-nucleotide exchange factor activity
Source: RefSeq, a predicted model, not a curated record